CUCGCGAUGGUUAUGUUAAUAAUAGUUUUGAGUGUAUUUCAUACUAUAUUUGCUUAUAAUUUCAACGAUGCUCUUUACAAUCAGAUUCUUGCCGAAGAUUUCGAAACAUUUUCUGAAGAUUUAAUUCAUUUAGAAAGAAUUAGGAGAGAUGUUAAAAAUAUGAGUUGCUACAGACCAUCAAAACUUCCAUAUGCUUGUUGUGGUGGAAAAGAAUUCCAAGAAAAACGAAAGGAAUUUGUACCAAUUGAAAGAAAAUGUUAUCAAGAAGUAAUGACAGGGAGGAAGAAUGGUACAUUUGAUCCAUUCAGUUGUGAGGAUCUUCAAAAACGAAAAAAUGAUAUUGUUUGUGUUAAACAAUGUGUGGCACAACAAACAGGAUGGGUUGAUUCAAAAGGUGAUUUAAAUGAAACCAAUGUAAAAAAGUUUGUAACAGAACAAAACAACUUAGAAUGGUUAAAUCCAAAAUUGGAUGAUUUAAUAACGAAAUGUUUACGUGAAUCAACGGAAAUAAUUAAAACCACUGAAAGUCCAAUUAAAAAUUCUCGUUGCAAAUCGACCGCAUUAAAUUUUUCGCAUUGUAUGUUCAGAGAAACACAGGCUGCUUGUCCAAGUGAUCUAAUUGAAAAUCCCGAGAAAUGUACCAAAUUUUUGAAUGCUUUAAAAACUAACUCUUCGUAUUAUAAAAUAUUUUAGGUUGCUUAAUUUUAAAACUGUUUUGAUCAUAAUAAAAAAUAUUACCUACAUAUUAAAGAAUGUUAUCAAUUA
Messenger RNA from Onthophagus taurus, 765 nucleotides. NCBI's taxonomy places the organism in Eukaryota, Metazoa, Arthropoda, Insecta, Coleoptera, Scarabaeidae. The record is from RefSeq and is a predicted model, not a curated record.